Molecule: messenger RNA, 4233 nt
Organism: Cryptosporidium muris RN66
Lineage: Eukaryota; Apicomplexa; Conoidasida; Eucoccidiorida; Cryptosporidiidae
Exons: 1
Coding region: 1-4233 (1410 amino acids)
Source: RefSeq, a predicted model, not a curated record
AUGAUAUAUCCUGCACAUAAAAUUUUAACUUUUUUAAAGGAGAUUCAAUGUGAAAUAAUAAUGGGUAGCAAAAUAUGCAGAAUUAUUAGACAAAAGGUAUAUUAUGAUCUCUUUCUAAUAUUUCCACUGCUAUUGUUUGUUUAUUGUAAAUCUGAGGAUAUAAUAAAUGUAAAGUUUACUUAUCCAUCAGAAGUAGGGUUAGAGUCUAAUAUAAUUCAAGCUAAUUUAGAUGAUACACUAUCUUCUGUAAUUGAGUAUGGUUAUAAAGAACUUGAUAAUGUAUUGGGAUCAGACUUCCGGAGUCAUUUUAAUAUUUAUAUAAAUAUGGAACAAAUUACUGUCGACUAUCAAAAGUUUGCUAUAAGAAAUUUUUUAUUACCAAGAGAAUCACAACUUGAUAUAAACUUCAUUUUUACAGAAGAAAUGAAAAAUUAUCUAGUUUCUGGAAAUUAUACUGAAUCUAAUAUUAAUAAGAAGAUUCCUAGUACUGAACCUGAACUUAAAACUGACGCAGCAGAUGAUAAAGAAUCUUUUGAUAAUACAUCUAAUGGAGUUCUAAUUUUUCGAUUUCUACCUAUUAAUUCAGAUAUGAUUAUCUCGCCAUCUGAAUUACCCAGUACUGUAACAGUAAAAUGUAAUUUCCCGCUAUCAUUUAAAGAGUUAAUGAAUCUUAUUAAGCAAUAUACAGAUAGCACUGGAUAUUUAAUAGAGUCAAUUGGAAAUAAAGAUAAAAAAGGGGUCAAUAAACUUGACGAAAUACAGAUUAAGGGGGAAGAUGCCCAGGCAAGUGUUAGGAAUGGUGAAAUUUUGUAUAUAUAUGUAAGUGACGAUCCUAGUAGGCAAUUAGGGGGAAAAGUAACUCCAAAUCCUGACUCACCAGAAAAUUUUUCGAAUAUUAUAUCACCUGAAUCCGAAAUAUCUAAUAAAAUUCCAGUUAUGAUAUCUUUCUCUAAUUCUGUAAAUCAGAUACCUGAAAUGUUUUUUAUAUCUCCAAAUGAAGAUUUGUCAACACUAGUAGAGUUUAUUAUAAAAAUUAAAAACUUAAAUAAUGAAAAAGUAUCUAUUACUCUUCAAGAUCAAACAGGAGCCGUUCUUAAAAAUAAUGGAGUUUUUUUAAAUGAAUAUCUGCCUAAAGGAGCUCAAUUUACAACUAAUUCUCCAUUUUAUAUUUUUGUAUCAAUAUACAAGCAAGAUGAAAAUUUGGAAGGUUUAGAACAUAUACAAAAUAUUAAAAAUAAAGAAUCAGUAGCUGAUAAAUAUGAAGAAGGGAAUCUGAUCUCAGAAAAAAGUAUGAGUACUCCCAAGGAUUCUGAAAAAAAGCAGUUUAGUGCAAGCUUUAAUAAGGAACAUCCAUCAUGGAUUGAUGAAUCAGUAUCUAAUAUCCCUAUAAAUAUAUCUAAGGAACUUACUACUCAUAGUUUGGUGACUUUUGUGUAUACAGAGGAAAAUUUAAGCUUAUCUAUAGAGAAUGAUCCAGCUAUAGCAACUAUAGCCUCUCUUUAUGCUCAAGCUCAAAUUUUUUGGGCUUCUUUGAAAUCUAAAAAACACAAAACAAACUUUGUACUAUAUUUUAUAUCAAAAGAAGAGGAUAAAAAGGAAUUGUUGAAUCCAAAUAGUCAGAACUUACUAAUAUCAUCAACUUUCUUUUCGCAAGAUAUUAUUCUAGAGCUAAAACCUGUAAAGUUUGUAAGUGUAGAUAUUAUUUUGCAUUUAGUGGAUUCUGAUGAAAAAGAAGAUCCUAAAUUUACAAAUGCAGUAACAAUAAAAAUUCCAGAGAUAAUUUCGGUUUUAGAUUUUUUGUAUAUGUUAUAUAGUUCUGAACCCAAAAUAUUUUCAAUGAUUGUAGUGAAAGGAAUUGAAGUGCAGCUUGGAACAGACAAAGUUAUGGAAUACUUGCAAUUUCCUGAUUCACCAUCUCCCACGACUUAUAUAAAUUUAGUUGAAGCACCUAAAUCAAGUAAAAAUAUAGUUAUUAAUGUGACAUUAAGUAGGGAUAUUAAAGUAAUCCUCUUGGUUAAUAAACAAAAUUUAAUUGGAAUAUUGGAAGAUUCUAAUAAAGAUUUAGAUGAAUCUAGUGACUUUACUGAAGAAAAACAGGGAAAAAAGUAUAUCAAAAUAAAAGUUCAGGCAAAAUCAGGUAUGACUUGUAAGAAAUUUAUUGACUCUUUUGUAAAGAAACAAUUAAUUUCAACUGAUGAUCCAAAUGAUGUAUUCUUACAACAACCAAAAUCACAUAAUUAUGUUAGAGAUAAUGCAAUCCUUGAGCAUCUAUUUUCUUUAGAAGAUGAUGGUGAACAAAAUUUAACCUUCAUUGUUAAGAUAAUUCCUAAAUAUUCAAUUAAGGCUGAAUUUCAAACUCCUCAAGGUAAAAAAUAUCCUAUGCCAUUAGUAAUAAACUUACAAAGAAUAACAAACCUUGGAACCCUUCAAAGUGCUAUAAAAAGUAAAGCUAUUGAACGAGGAUUAAUUUCUGAAAAAGGAAAUGUCGUAAUAGCUUCCCCAAUGGAUAUUGGAGAAGAAUAUAGAAAAUUUGUAUAUAGCAUUCCAGAUAUAAAAAAUUCUGUAGGACUUACUGGUUUUGUUCCUGGAGAUAUUAUCAGAGCUAUUCUAGUUCCAGAAUUAGAACUUAAUACUAAUAAAAAUGUAGGGUUAAAUAGUAAAUUGCAAAGUCCAAUUGGGAAUGCUAAUAGAAAAGUCCCGAAUCCACUUUUAGCAAAGUUAUUCCAAACUGAUGGUCCAUCUUUUGAUAUACCUCUUACAAUAAAAAAUUGUCCUCUUAAUACUUUGCUAGAGCAACGAUAUUUUAUAGCUAAAGUGCCGUUAUUUAUUAAUGUAAAUAGCUUGAAACUUAUUGUGGAUGAUACUGCUAGCCUGGGAGGUAUUUGGUUUUCUUUAAAAUUAAAUACUGACAAGGGCAAUGUAGACUUAAUUAAUGACAACGAUGUGCUUAGUGACUUGGGAUUUACUGAGACAUCUAUUUUGAUAGCAGAUUGCAAAUUAGAUAAAGCUGCAAUUGAAAAAAGUAAAACUGAUAUAUCUAAAAAGCUUCUAAAAGAGAAGUCCAUUGCUCAAGUUAUGGUAGAAGAUAGUUGCUCUCUUGGAAAUUCGGGGCUCUGUGAUGAACCUUCUGGAGAAAUUUUAGAUAUAGCUUUAAAACAUCGAAGUAAUUUAGAACAGAUUACUGAUGAAUCUUCAUUUGAUGAUAUAUCUGAUGAAAACAUUCAGAAUAGAAAAAAAGUUAAUGAAGAAACUUUCAAGGAUUUUCAGAAAUUUUUUGGUUCAGUAAAGAAAUAUGAAAGAAAGGAGUUAUCUAAUCCUGAGAACAAACUACUAAUAAAUUCAAUAAUCAAAAAGGAAAUCAAGGAUAUUAAGAAGAAUGAACUGAGUUUUAAAGAAAUUGAUAAUUUAUUAACAAAACUUUUACAGAAAUAUGCACUCAAUGAUGAAAAAGGAAUUUUGGAAUUUUCAGAAACUAUAGAACCAGAACAAUUGAGUCAGCUUUUUGAAUAUAUGGAUACACCAGAAGGGAAGUUACAUAUUAAAAAAAUCUCAAAAAGACUCGCAAAUAAACUUGCUGGUGAUAAAAGGAAGAAUCUACAAAUAAAAGAUAAAUCGUCUAUUAUCUAUAGUAAGGCUAGGAAAUUAAAUGGCCCAAGUAAUGAAAACAUAAAAUCUUACAAAAGAGUACCACAAAAACAUAAACUAAAAAGUUCUAAAUUAUUAAAAAAUCAAAUGACAGAAGAUGAUUAUUUAAUUCCAAAUAUUCAGUAUUCAACUGAAUCUUCAGAAAAUUUAGCUCCUCAAAUACCUAUUGAAAGGUUCCAAAGUACCUAUAGCAAUACUGGUAAAUCUGAUUUGCGAAUUAUGGAUAAUUUUAAAGGGAAAAAGUCCAAAAAACUAAAGAGUAGGGUUAUGAAAGCUUUAAAGAAAAUCCCUUUUAUAACAACAAGAUUUUAUAAUAUUUAUAGACGUGUUGCUCCUUCUCAUAGAAAAAAAAAGAAAAAAGCUAAGAAGUUUGUGGAUCUUAUAAAGAAGUACGAGAUGAUUUUUAGAGAAAGAGCUUAUGGAGAAAGUCAACAAACAGGUCCUCCUGAAGCUCCAGUAACACCACUUGUAAUUAAGCAAAUUAGAAUAAUAAGAAAUGAAAAUCAAGAUUUGUAUAGCUCAAUAGAUGAUGACGAAGAUGACUAUGAUGAUAUAUCUAGUUUAAUAUUAGGCAAUCGGGUCUAUUAA